Messenger RNA from Penicillium daleae, 948 nucleotides. RefSeq lists its product as uncharacterized. The record is from RefSeq and is a predicted model, not a curated record. Gene Ontology annotation, biological process: transmembrane transport; carbohydrate transport. The transcript has a single exon. Gene Ontology annotation, cellular component: membrane. Gene Ontology annotation, molecular function: carbohydrate:proton symporter activity. NCBI's taxonomy places the organism in Eukaryota, Fungi, Ascomycota, Eurotiomycetes, Eurotiales, Aspergillaceae. The coding region runs from base 1 to 948 and encodes 315 amino acids.
AUGAUGAGAGGAAGGGCAGAGGAUGGCCGGCAGAGUAUUCUUAAGGCUCGUGGUAUCGAUGGAAACGAGAGUUAUUUCAGCCGCGAGUAUGAAGCGCUCAGAGGCCGUGUCGAUGCAACUGCUGAAAGUCUCUCUGCCUGGCAAUCCACCAAGUCAUUGCUAGGCACAUGCAUCAAUGAUCCACCGACCCGCAAGAUGCUCUUGUUCGUUAUGAUUGUCCAAACUUUCUUCAUUAUGAGUGGUGGAAACUCGAUCACGUACUAUGCGCCGACCAUUUUGGAGUCAAUCGGCCUCAAUUCCAACCAGGUUCUCUUAUUUUCCGCAGUCUAUGGUAUGAUCAAAGUCGCAAGUGUGUUAUUCUAUGCAUUCUACCUCACUGAUCGCUUUGGUCGGCAUCCACUGCUGAUCAUUGGCUCAUCGAUGAACACCGGGUGUCUACUCUACCUCGCCGUUUACCUGGGGGUCGCCGAUAUUUCUGGAUCCACCAGCCCGUCACCUGCAGCAUGGAUCGCGAUCGUCGCCAUCUGUAUCUUUGCCAUUGGCUAUGGAUUCGGCUGGGCACCCGUCUUUUCAUUGACAGCUUCUGAGAUCUGCCCGACCUCAACACGCGGAACGGUGGUGACUAUUGCCUUUAUUUAUCAGAAUUUGCUGAAUUUUGCCAUUACUCGUGGGUUCCCUAGCAUGACUGUGGACAUGCACGCCUGGGGUCCCUUUGCCCCGUUCACUGCUUUCGCGGGCUGUGCCACAGUGUGGGUCUUCUUUGCUUUCCCGGCAUGCAAGGGACGCAGCAUGGCGAGCGCAGGUGCCUUGUUCUCUUUGCCUUGGUACAAGAUUGGCUUUGUAAAGCCUCCAACUGCCGAGGGACAGGCUGCUGAGAGACAUGUGGACCUUGAGAAAGCAUCAUCUAGCGAGCAUGAGGAACAUGUUGUUGGAGAGGGUCAUAAAUAG